UAUUUAUUUCUAUAAAUACUGCAAUCCAACUAAAUUCUUAGGUACUGACGGGUGAACCCUCUCUCUGAGUCUCUCCGUUGAAAUCAUAUUUCAAGCAACUUUGGUGUGGGUUUGAGUUGACAAAUGGGGAAAAGGAAGUCAAGGGCUAAGCCACCCCCGAAGAAGCGAAUGGACAAGCUUGAUACUGUCUUCAGCUGCCCCUUCUGCAACCAUGGAACAAGUGUUGAAUGCCGAAUUGAUAUGAAGAACUUGAUUGGUGAGGCUUCUUGUGGGAUUUGCCAAGAGAGUUUCAGCACCACCGUAACAGCUUUAACUGAACCCAUAGACAUAUAUAGUGAAUGGAUCGACGAAUGCGAGCGGGUCAACAGCCUCGAAGAUGAUGGUGCUUAGGAAGCUGCUUAGAUGUUCAUAAUUCUGGUUCUCUUCUGGACGGGUAGAGCAAAACCAGAGAAUAAUAAUGUGUGAUUAUUGUGUUAGCAUGCACUGAGAGAACCUUGUUGGUGAUGGGGUUGUAUUCCUGACUCCCUUAUAUGGGAGAGAUCUAUUGCAUUUACUAUGCUUUUCAGAUGACAUUAGUAAAUAUAUGAGCUUUGCAACUUGGUUUGUGGUUAUAAAUUCAUUUCUGGAUUUUGUCGAAA
Juglans regia (Persian walnut) is the source of this 638-nucleotide messenger RNA. Its product is annotated as transcription elongation factor 1 homolog. Gene Ontology annotation, biological process: transcription elongation by RNA polymerase II. The coding region runs from base 124 to 390 and encodes 88 amino acids. NCBI's taxonomy places the organism in Eukaryota, Viridiplantae, Streptophyta, Magnoliopsida, Fagales, Juglandaceae. The record is from RefSeq and is a predicted model, not a curated record. Gene Ontology annotation, molecular function: RNA polymerase II complex binding. Gene Ontology annotation, cellular component: transcription elongation factor complex. The transcript is spliced from 5 exons.